This is a messenger RNA of Bactrocera oleae (olive fruit fly), 1080 nucleotides long. It is a transcript of the gene Acbp2, whose product is annotated as Acyl-CoA binding protein 2. Gene Ontology annotation, biological process: fatty acid metabolic process. Lineage: Eukaryota; Metazoa; Arthropoda; Insecta; Diptera; Tephritidae. Gene Ontology annotation, molecular function: fatty-acyl-CoA binding. The record is from RefSeq and is a predicted model, not a curated record.
CAAAAUCAAUCAUACACUACGCAAACACUUACCUACUCCACUAUUGGUGCACGUAACUGAAUAUGUGGUCCCCAACAUCGAGUGGAGCUUUCGAGUGAGUCAACCGUGAAGCUUUCAGCACAGCUGAUCGCGUCAACCAAUUGUUGUUAAAUUCAACAAAUGUUCGCGCUUCGAAUUCAGACUGUAAUUCGCCAUUCGCGUGGAACGUUGAUCGUGUAAGUUUGUUGCAAAUAAGUUAUAAUAAAUAUACCUGUACGUUUUCGAAAUCAUACGAGAUAAGUAUAAGAGUAAACGGCGCAAACGAUACGCUGACAAGUAUUAAUUCGAGUGCAGAGGUUAUUUGUGGGUUUCUUUGCAUGUGCUAGCGCGAUGUUGCGUAUGCAAUAAAGUGGUUUAAAUUGCAUUUGUUAAAUAUUAUAUAUACACAAAUAUACGAACUCAAAAUUAAUUAAAAGAUAACUACAAGAUGUCGCUGGAUGAGAAAUUCAAUGCCGCUGCUGAAAAGGCGAAAACCUUCACCAAACGUCCCACCGACGAGGAGCUGCUGAAAUUGUACGCGCUCUUUAAACAAGCCACCGUCGGUGAUAAUAACACAUCUAAGCCCGGUAUGCUUGACCUGAAAGGCAAAGCCAAAUGGGAGUUCUGGAACAAGCAAAAGGGCAAAUCACAAGAUGUCGCCAAGCAGGAGUACAUAGCAUUUGUAGAAAAAAUAUCAGCUUCAUAUCUUUAAUGUAGAUAACUUUAUUUGUAAAUAUAAAAUGGCCAAGGAAGAUUUUGAAACACUUUUUGGAAAAAUUAAAAGUCCCUAUUAUAAUAUGUAGCUGUAAAGAACAUCAUGUUUUGAAAAUUAACAAAAAAUACUGUAAUUGGGAAUAUAUAGAAGCAACGGUUUUUUAUUCGUUUAGUACAAUAUGUAAAAGAAUAUUUUAACGCUUAUUGAAAUUCGCACAAACAAUAUGGCUUUAAAAUCUUCUUCUAACUGGAUAAAUGUUGUUCACACACUUUGACUUUAUUGUAAGGAAAAAACAUUUGGAGCUAUAAUUCUAGUCUGAAAUACAUAUUAGGCCUAGUAAAAAGAAA